Striga hermonthica is the source of this 957-nucleotide messenger RNA. The record is from the annotation of a GenBank genome assembly. Lineage: Eukaryota; Viridiplantae; Streptophyta; Magnoliopsida; Lamiales; Orobanchaceae.
AUGGUGAGAAGCACAACCCAACAUGUAGAAGAUGAAGAAAAGCACCACAGCUCUUCUCCCACAGAAGAGAGCAAAAGAGGUGAUUCCAAAGUUAACAUUUCCCGUUCUAAGCAUUCGGAGACAGAGCAGCGCAGAAGAAGCAAAAUCAACGAGAGAUUCCAAAUUUUGAGGGAUCUAAUACCCGAAAAUGAUCAAAAGAGAGACAAAGCUUCAUUUUUGUUGGAGGUUAUACAGUAUAUUCAAUUUUUACAGGAGAAGUUGCAGUUAUAUGAGGGCAAUUGUCAAGGUUGGAGCCCAGACCCUGCAAAGUGUUUGCCGUUGAGGUUAAAUCCUGGGCCACUCGAGAGCUUCCUUGAUAAUUCACAAUUUGACAGGACUUUUUCUGGAGAUGAAGACAAGUUUCUUGACACAGCACUGGUAAGUAGUGCACAAAACUCACCGAACAUGCCACUGCAAGCACUGUUGCUUGAGGGAUCUUAUCAUGAUGCUGAGCAAGCGGAGCAUCAGUCUUGGUCCCACUUUUGGCCCAGAGGGUCGUGUCGUGAUGAUUGUUCUGUUCCCUUAUAUGCGGCAAACAAGGAAGAAUUGAGGAGUGACAGUGGAGAGGUGACUGUGUCAAUUGCCCAUUCUCGAGGGUUGUUAAAUUCUCUGAAAAAUUCGCUGCAGUCAUCAGGAGUGGAUUUGUCCAAAUCCAGCAUUUCGGUCCAGCUUGAUGUAGGAAAACGAACAAUCGGCAGAAGUACAAAUGCGAUGUUUUUUGUCAGGGAUGACGAGGAUGCUUCUUGCCUCGAUUAUGGAGCUCCCACAAAUAUUUCUGCGGACCAUGAACAUCCUCAAAAAAGAUAUACAGGGGUCUUUUUGAAUCAAAUAUACGAGUAUUCUCCUAUUGGAAGCUUAUGUAUGCGUCUUCGUUCGAAAUAUUUGGUUUCAGGCCUUGACGCUGUUGUGGUAGCUUGA